UGCAACAAACAAACUUGACAUCAUUUCCGUGAACAUACAAGGGAAGAGACAAGAGAGCAGAAUCUCUCUCUCCUUUUGUCUUUUAGAAUGAAGUCUCUUGCAGGGAUUAUACUUAUCUUUCUGACUGUCAGUUUGGCCAUUGCCGGCCACGUCUAUGAAGAUGACACAAUAUGUUCUGCUAGUGGAAGACAUCACAGAUCCUAUGAUGGUAGAAUAGUCGACAUAAAGAAAUCAAGAGAGCUAGGGGCAAGACUCUUGGCAGGAAGCAGCGCCUCUAGUUACCCAGACUGCCUGGAGAGCUGUUGCUAUGAUGAUAGCUGUGACAUGGCCUUGUUUAGGAGCCAGGAUACUUACAAUAGCGAUGGCAGCACUAAACACAAUUGCUACCUCAUUCAGUGUAAGGAGAAGAGCAACUGUAUCAUGGCACACCACAGUCAGUUCACUGCUACGUACUUUGAAAAAAAUGAAGAGCAGCCUGUCAUCCCUGAAAAGGCAACAACAAAAGUGGAAUCAACCAGUACAUUAUACUCCUUGCCGGCUCGUACUCAAUCGAAAUCAGUUUCAAGAGCCUCUGUAACAAUAACUCGUGUUAGGCCUACUCCAUCAUCAUCUUCAACUUCAAGCUCUGCCGUUAUACACAGAAGCAGUGUAAUACCUUCACCUGGGGCUAUGCUUACUAAUCCACCCAGUACUACUCAAACCAGUAUAGACGGGGUAAUGCAGCCAAGCCCAGCGCCAUCAGUUACUACAGGAAGCAGCACUAUUGAUGGGACUGUAGAGACUGGUAGUCCAAAUGAGCAGCCACAUAAUGCAGUGGAUGGGAAUGAAGAGGAACACUUGCCUGCUUGUGCUGGCAGUGAUUGUGGUAGUUCCAGUGGUAGUGGUCUCAUCAUAGGUCUAGUGAUGGGGUCUGCUUUCUUCCUACUAGUAGUACUGACUGUUGCUGCAGUUAUACACAGACUCCAUUCAAACAGAAAGAAGAAACACUAUCACAAUGUGGACUACCUUAUCAAUGGUAUGUACUCUUGAUCACAUGAAGGACACAUGAUGAUAAAACACACUCUCUUUCAAUACAUGCAAUGUACUAUCAAUCAUUCCUCAUUCAUUUUUCAUUCAUCUUCAGAAUAAUUACUAUCAAAAUCUUCAUUAUUAUUAUUAUUUCCAGUAAUAUUGCGGUCAUAAUUAUAAUUUUUCCUUUAACUUUCGAAUAAAUAAACAUC
Messenger RNA from Amphimedon queenslandica, 1220 nucleotides. RefSeq lists its product as uncharacterized. The coding region runs from base 88 to 1029 and encodes 313 amino acids. The record is from RefSeq and is a predicted model, not a curated record. Lineage: Eukaryota; Metazoa; Porifera; Demospongiae; Haplosclerida; Niphatidae. The transcript is spliced from 2 exons.